This is a messenger RNA of Talaromyces marneffei, 804 nucleotides long. RefSeq lists its product as uncharacterized. Gene Ontology annotation, biological process: pentose-phosphate shunt; carbohydrate metabolic process. Bases 1 to 804 code for a protein of 267 amino acids. NCBI's taxonomy places the organism in Eukaryota, Fungi, Ascomycota, Eurotiomycetes, Eurotiales, Trichocomaceae. The transcript has a single exon. The record is from RefSeq and is a predicted model, not a curated record. Gene Ontology annotation, molecular function: 6-phosphogluconolactonase activity.
AUGCCGACCACGGGCUCCCCCAACCUAUAUAGUUUCACGAACAUUGACUCCCUCGCGACACAUCUGCGCAAAUAUGUUUUGAACAACCAACACGCCGCCCUAAACAAACACGGCGUCUUCCGAGUCGCCGUCUCAGGUGGUUCACUCCCCAAUACUCUCGCCAAAGCCCUGCUCGCACCUGGCAAUGGCUCCGCCGAAGACACAGCCCAAUUCUCCAAGUGGGAGAUUUUCUUUGCCGAUGAGCGCGCUGUUCCUUUAGACCACCCAGACAGUAACUACCGUCUGAUCAAGGAGGAACUACUCGACAAGAUUCCUACCCAGCUUGGUGCACCCAAAGUCUUCCCCAUUGACGAAAAGCACGUCCACGACGAGGACCCAACCGAACUAGCCGACCUCUACACCGAAGUACUGAAGCACUCAUUCGCCGCCAAGGAUAGUGUCAAAUUCCCCGUCUUCGAUUUGAUUCUAUUGGGUGUCGGUCCCGACGGCCAUACCUGCAGUUUGUUUCCCGGCCACCCCCAACUCCGCGAAGAAGAUGCCUGGGUCGUCGGUGUCAGCGACUCGCCCAAGCCACCCCCCAAACGUAUUACGCUCACUUUGCCCGUGGUCAAGCACGCCUUGAGUAUUGCCUUUGUCGCUACCGGUGGCGGAAAGAAAGAUAUUAUGAAACGAAUCUUUGAUACAGAUGAGAGUCAGAGUUUGCCGAGUGGAUUGGUUAAUAUUCUAGCCGGGGAUAAGGUGUCUUGGUUCUCGGAUAAUGCGGCUACGGAAGGGGUAGCGUUUCCCAAGCGGGCCAGUUUGUAG